AGUCCAGAGUCAACCAAACAGUCAAUAUGAAAUAUUUCGCCCUACUUCUUGCAGUCAUUUUGGCUAGCGCUCAAGCCAAGCCAUCUCAGUUGCAGAGCUCGUUGGAUCAGUAUCUACUGAAGGGUCGCAACUUUGAUGUGGAAGCUGUGUCGGCGGAUGUCACUUCUCAGUGUUUCACCUUGUACUUGCCCAUGCUGAAUGAGGUGGCUGCCACUUUCUCGACAUCGUACCAGGCCUGCAUUAGCACAGCCAAUGCAGAGACAACCAACCUGACCGCGGAGGCCACCAAACAGCAGACAGUCUAUCAACAGGAAGUUAGCACUUUGUGCAGCGCCUUCACUGCCUGUGACAGUGACAAUGAUACGGCAACCUUCUUCAAUUGCUAUGCCUCGGCCGCCGAGGGGGAUGUAUCUGUGAUCUAUGACAUUGCCACAAAUGCAGCCAGCUCGGCCAAUUCACUUAGCGCCAGCCUGAAGGCCAUACAGGAUACGGAAUAUCAGUGCACCAAUACCACAGAGAGUAACUAUGUGAGGGAUACGGCAGCCACCUAUGAUCUGCUCGAUGAGUGCCUUAAGAACGGUGUGCCAACCGUAUCGACUGCAGCUCCCACUACCACCAAUGCGGCUCCCCUUAGUUCUACUUCAACUACUUUGGUUGUGGACUCCAGUUCGACGGCAUCUAAGGUCGUCGCUGUGACCACAGCUGCUGCUCCCGUUGUUGUGGCCUCCACAGUUGCUGCCAGCACUUGAAUGUACCGAACAAAUCAACAAAAAAAAAAAAAAACAAAACUAAUCAUAAUAAAACGAGCAUUAACAAAUUGUUUUGGAAAAUUUUGAAUAA
Molecule: messenger RNA, 840 nt
Organism: Drosophila willistoni
Lineage: Eukaryota; Metazoa; Arthropoda; Insecta; Diptera; Drosophilidae
Product: cell wall integrity and stress response component 4
Exons: 2
Coding region: 27-749 (240 amino acids)
Source: RefSeq, a predicted model, not a curated record